This is a messenger RNA of Anguilla rostrata (American eel), 3493 nucleotides long. RefSeq names its product collagen, type IX, alpha 1a (gene col9a1a). The record is from RefSeq and is a predicted model, not a curated record. Gene Ontology annotation, biological process: extracellular matrix organization. Gene Ontology annotation, cellular component: collagen type IV trimer. NCBI's taxonomy places the organism in Eukaryota, Metazoa, Chordata, Actinopteri, Anguilliformes, Anguillidae. Gene Ontology annotation, molecular function: extracellular matrix structural constituent conferring tensile strength. The transcript is spliced from 32 exons. Bases 128 to 2221 code for a protein of 697 amino acids.
CCAAUCUCUACCUCCAGCGAAGGUCGUCAGGAGUAGACAUGAACCCGCUCGUCUGUAGCCCUGCUUCAUUUAGGAGGAUACUGUCGAGGUCCGUGAGCCCAGCUAAUCACAAACUAAAGAACAUUUUAUGCCUCCCUUAGACAUUACAGCGAUCAUGGCUACAGGCACAGGCUGCCGUGGGCGGUUGGUUGUGCUUUUUCUGCAGAUGGUCUUGAUUUGCUCAGCCCAAAGAGGUCUACCUGGUCCCCGAGGUCCCCCUGGUCUCCCAGGACCCGCAGGCGUUCCUGGAGUUGAUGGCAUAGAUGGAGACAGGGGAGACGACGGCACAGAUGACACCACUCCUGGUCCAGAUGGGGAUCCUGGCCAACCCGGAUCUGCAGGACUGCCUGGAGAGCCCGGAGCCGACGGCUUGACUGGGCCUGCAGGAGAGGUGGGGCCAGAUGGCCUUAUUGGCCAGAAAGGCGAGCCCGGUAAGAUUGGACCGCGUGGACCAGCGGGUGUUGGGCCUGAUGGACCCCCUGGACCACCUGGACCAGCGGGGCUCCCAGGUGAACUGGGUAAAGUUGGACUUCCUGGAGACAUAGGAUUGAGAGGGCCACCGGGGCUUCCCGGGUCACCUGGACCCAGGGGUGUUCCUGGGAUACAUGAUGGAACUACAGAAUUGUGUCCUAACGCCUGCCCCCUUGGCCUAGCUGGACAUCCUGGUCUGCCAGGUAUGAAGGGCCACAAAGGUGUGAAAGGUGAAUCAGGUGAGCCAGGAAAACAAGGACACAAGGGUGAAGAAGGCGACCAAGGAGACCCUGGAGAGCCUGGUGCGCAAGGCCCACAUGGUCUUCAGGGAAUCAGGGGAAUUACUGGAAUGAUGGGCCCAAAAGGUGAACAGGGGCCUCGAGGCAACAUUGGAAACCUAGGUACUCAAGGUGUUGAAGGUGCACUCGGGGAUCAAGGCCAAAGAGGAGUGGUGGGUGAGACUGGUCCAAAGGGGAACCAAGGACCUCAAGGGCCAAGAGGACUCACAGGUCUCCCUGGACCGAAGGGAGAGGGUGGGCUACCAGGAGUGGAUGGCCGCGAAGGAAUUCCUGGAAUGCCAGGGUCUAAGGGCAUUACUGGGAAACCAGGAGCUCCAGGGGAGAUGGGGGUUCAGGGACUUCCUGGUUUACCAGGUGCACCUGGCCCAAAAGGUGUCAGUGGUGAGAAGGGCAACACUGGUGACCCUGGCCUUGCUGGACGGAUGGGAUCCUCUGGUAAAACAGGAGAGCGAGGGGAACAAGGAGAAGUAGGACCUGUUGGACAAAGAGGUGGGCCAGGUGAAAGAGGAGAGCAGGGUCCCAGUGGUCCUCCUGGAAAACCAGGCCCCAGAGGGGCUAAAGGGGACCUUGGGCUGCCUGGGCAUCCUGGCCCACCAGGACUGCCAGGAAUGAAGGGAGACAGGGGUGUGGUUGGUCAAACAGGCCCAAAAGGUGAACAAGGAGAUGCUGGAGCAGAGGGAACACCAGGAGACAAAGGAGAACAAGGUGACCAAGGAGAGCCUGGAGUGAAAGGAGCAACUGGGAGUCCUGGAGAAACUGGAGCCAGGGGACCAGAGGGAAGCCGCGGACAGCCUGGGCUUGAGGGACCUUCUGGCAGUCCCGGACCCCGGGGGAUGCAGGGAGACAGGGGUGUGCCUGGGUUCCCAGGGUUCCAGGGACCAUCGGGUAAACAGCCAAGUGAUCAGCACAUCAAGCAAGUCUGCAUGAGAGUAAUUCAGGAGCAGUUGGCCCAGUUGGCAGCUAGUCUGAGGAGGCCGGAGUCUGGGGUUGCUGGUCUGCCUGGUCCAUCUGGGCCUCCUGGUCCCCCUGGCCCCACUGGAGAAAGCGGCUUCCCUGGGCAUGUUGGUGCAAGAGGGUUGCCAGGGCUCAAAGGACCACCAGGCAUCAUUGGGGUCAAAGGGCUUAAAGGUGAUAUGGGAGACCGAGGAGAUAGAGGACCAACAGUACGAGGAUCAAAAGGCCUACCUGGAGUGCCUGGCCUACCAGGUGAACCUGGAAGACCUGGUUAUGGGACAGAUGGCCGUGAUGGUGAGAGAGGUCCUCCUGGUGUGCCUGGUAUCCCUGGAAUCCCUGGGCCUCCAGGUCCACCUGGUCUCAAUGGCUAUUGUGAUCCCUCAUCAUGCAAUUUACAGGCAGUGGCAGCCCCACAGUCUGCUAAGGACAGCAGCAUGAAAGGGCCAGAUGGCCCAUGAGCAGGCUUCUGAGCAUAGCAUUGACCCUAACCAGGGCAGAAAGAACUGAGACUAAUGGAACACUUUCCAUUGAAGACUUACUGGCACAACAUGAGCAGCCUCACAUUUUUUAUGAUAGAGCGAGAUGUGUUAUUUUAACUGUUGUUUUUGUUUUAUUCUGUUAUGGUGCUCACCGGUCUGUAGAAUCCCAAGAGAUAAAAUGUGUGUUUCGAUCUCAGCUGUAGUGCCUAAUGUGUAAUAAUGAAAAAAAGAGCUUUCGUUUUGUCACAUGUAUUACAGUGGAGACCCAGGUAAAACCCAGAAGAAAAAAAAAACAUUUUAAAACAAAAAAAUGUUUUAAAACGUUCCUUUUAAAAACAUAAUAGUGAAAACAGAAUAGGCUGCUUUAUUAUAUGUCAGAAAUCUUUGUUCAUGUGCAAUUUUUUUGACUUUCAUACUGAUUACAUUCCCUGCUAAAUUAAUUUAUUUAGGAAGUAUGUUUCUUUUUUCCACAUCCUGAUUUUAAUCAGGAGAUAAUGGUCAGUGUGUCUCAAUACAGUGAAAGCAUAGAAGGAAGGCAGUAAGACACUUUUUACUGUUAAUGUUUAGGAAAUAUCCAUACAUUUUAUGAUGUUUUUAUUUAUUAUAUGAAGGUCAAAGGUGCCCUCUAAGGUACAAAAUAGGAAAAAUAACAGCAGACUCACCAGUAUCCACCAGUACACAGUUAACAUAAUUUUAGAUGAUCUAUAUCAUCAAAGGUAAUUUGAUUAACAGGCUAAUAACAACCUUAAGUGUUAAUAAACAUGGUUUUUGCUGAGGGAAGUCAAGCCUAGAAAUCCUCCUGGACGUCUGUGAGUAAGCCACAAAACAUUUUGACUCCAACCAGGCUCCUGAUAUGUAUUUGGACUACAAAAAGGGAUUUAAUGAAGUACCAUCAGAUAGAUUCAUUGUGGAAUUUACCCAGUAGGAAUAGCUCAGUAGAAGUUUCUCUAAUGUUCAAUAGCACCCACACAAAUAUUUUUUUUUUGUUUUUAUUGAGCAUAUUAACAUUAUUUCUCUUAGAACAUUGUUUUAACAUUAUAUUUGAACAUAAUGAUUAGAACAUGUACAUGAUUAUAAACUUGUAUGGAUAUGGACUGUCUAUAUUGACAAUUACAAAUUCAUUGUUCUGUUUACCAAAUUGAAUGUUCACCCACUGGAACCUAUUCUCUGUGAAUGGCAUGUAUUCAGCAUUCAUGUUCUCAUGGCACCCACUCAUUGCCAUUGAAAUAAAGUGAGGUUGGAUAAUGACAA